Messenger RNA from Magallana angulata, 1995 nucleotides. RefSeq lists its product as uncharacterized. The transcript is spliced from 8 exons. NCBI's taxonomy places the organism in Eukaryota, Metazoa, Mollusca, Bivalvia, Ostreida, Ostreidae. Bases 64 to 1995 code for a protein of 643 amino acids. The record is from RefSeq and is a predicted model, not a curated record.
CCAGCGGAUUUGGGGCAACGAGAAGAGAAUACUGGAGAAGUGUUCAAUGAAGAUGAUGGGCAAAUGGAUUUAGAGCAACGAGAAGAGAAUACUGGAGAAGUGUUCAAUGAAGAUGAUGGGAGAUUUGAAGAUUCAGCGUUAAAAAGUACCCGAGCUAAACCGAAAAAGGAAAGACCAGGUCGAAUGUGUGUGUUUUGCAGUAAAAUAAUUGAAGGAGGAAAGUUGAAAAGGCAUAUAACAAGUCACAAAAAAACACAUGAGGAAGUUGCAGCCAUCCUUAAAAAACCAGUUGAAGAGCAAAACAAAUGGUUUGAAGAAAAACGUCAUGAAGGAAUAUACAAAUACAACAUGCAUCAUUUGGACGAUAAUGAUACCAAAUUGAUGAGGGAGAGGAAACCAAAAAGGCCGGAUGAGCUUCGGAUGUGCUUGGCAUGUAAAAAGUUUUUUUCCAACAGAACGUUUUACAAACACAAAGAAACUUGUAGCAGUCAAGCUCAGCCAGUUAAAACUAAAACACUAAGGCCUCUCGACCUUCACUAUAGUGAAGAGUUUGUUUUGAAUAUCCUGAAUAAAUUUCGAGAUGGUUCUAUUGGAAACUUCAUAAGAGAGUCCAAGAUUGUUCAAACAAUUGGAUAUAAACAUUAUCUUGCUAGACGAUCAGAAUCGAGUAAAACUACAGAGGUGAGAAGAGAAGUCAUGAUGGAAAUGAGAGAACUCAGCAGACUGUUCUUUUGCUUCAAGUCUAUUGCAGAAGAGGAGCUUUCGUUUGAAGAAAUGUAUGAAAGAAACCAUCUGUCAACUCUAAAGGAAGCUUUCUCAACUUUAUGCACAGGAGAAGAAGGAGAGAAGUAUGGUUUGAAAAUGAACUUAAACAGCAUUUUCCAAAGAAGCAUAAAGAUUCUUUUGGGAUAUUACUCAGAAACACAGCUUGACUCCAAAGUUAAGGAAUUGGAGAGGUUCAGAAAAGCGUACAAUUUCAACCUUCCUGAUAUUGUUGGUAAAGCCAGAUAUCACACAGAGAAGAACUCUUUAAAGAAGGCAAGACUCCCCAAGAGCCUUCCACUUGAAGAUGAAAUGAGGAAAUUGAAACAAUUUCUCAUUCAAGAAAUAGAUGACACCGUGGAAAACUUUUCACUUAAUCGGUACACAUGGCUUCGUUCAUUAGUAGUCGCCCGAUUAACUCUAUAUAAUGCCAGACGAGGAGAAGAGGGUUCAAGGCUACUGCUUGAGGAAUGGUAUGAUGCCAUAAAUUCAACCUGGAUACCUCAGGAAGCAGUUGAAAGUGUUAAAGAUGAUGCAGAAAAGUACCUCAUUGGCCAAUAUAAACUAGCAUACAUGGCUGGGAAAGGGAGAAAGUGUGUUCCAGUUCUGAUUCCGAAUGAUUUGGUAGGGCCAAUUGAACUGCUAAUAUCACACAGGCAGAAGUUUGGGAUUGCAGAGACUAAUAAUUUUUUGUUUGCAACAAAAAGUUCAAGUUCACAUUGCUCUGGAUGGCAUGCAGUAUUCACUGUGUGUGAAGCAGUUGGCAUAUCCUCAGUCACAGCAACAAAAAAUAGGCACAGAGUGUCAACAGUUUAUGCUACCCUAGAUAUGUCGGAAAAUGACAGAAAAAUAUUUUAUGACCAUCUAGGUCAUAAUGAGGCAAUAAAUAAGGACAACUAUCAGUGUCCUCCAGGAGUGACCGAGGUCUUGCAUAUGGGGAAGUUUUUGAGCUCGCUAGAAGAUGGCUUACCAGUAGCGGCACCAGAAAGCCAUGAGAAGAAGACAAAGACAAAAGAUACUAGAACACAAAGUGCAGAAAUUGUUAGUGAAGGAAAGAAGCAAAGAAAAGACUCAUUUCGCUGGACAGAAGCGAACACGAAAGCUGUAAUAACAGAUUUUAAGGAGUGGGUAAACACCGAAAAGGGAAACAGUCUACCAAGUAAAACAUGUCUGGAGGAGUACUUAAGCAGAUCGACAUCCCUUGCUUGCACAGUUCUGCAACAAAAAUUAUGA